AUGCGUUUCCAAAAGAUUGCUCCUUUCGCUCUUGCAGCAUCUGUUGCUUCGGCACAGAACACCACAGAAGGUGGUAACCUCACCACUGGCGGAAACAUCACCACGUCGACGAACGGCACCGUCCCUCUCGCAAACCAGCAGCUCAACUCGUUCUGGACGCUGCUUCAGCAAUUCAAUUUGUUGAGCAGUGUCGGCAACAUGAGAAACAUUACCCUCCUUGCUCCUAGCAACGAAGCUUUGUCUCGCUUGAACAGCUCUGGUGUUGCUGUCACCUCUGAGCUUGUCCAAGCGUUGAUCAGCUACCACACUCUGAACGGCACCAUCUUGUCCUCUGAGCUCAACAAUGUCACAUCCGCCUUCCCUCACACUCACUUAACCAACCCUGCCUUCUCCAACGUCACUGGAGGACAAGUCGUUGAAGCUCUUCUGGUCAACAACACAGCCACCUUCUUCAGUGGCCUCAAGAACAACGUCUCGGUUACAUCUGGGAACCUCAACUUCACUGGUGGUGUCAUCCACAUCGUUGAUGGCACUCUUACCAUACCUGGAAAUCUCUCUUCCACUCUUACCAACUCGAACCUGACGGCACUUGCUGGUGCAGCUCAGGAGCUCAACUUGACAUCCACCCUAAGCAGUCUCCACGACGUAACAAUUUUCGCUCCAAACAACGACGCUUUCCAAGCUGUCGGCUCUGCCCUGGCCAACGCUUCCGCUUCUGAGCUCAUCUCGGUUCUGGGCUACCACGUCGUAAACAACAGCGUCCUCUACAGCGCCGACAUCAUGAACGGUAGCACUUCGGUCCCCACAUUCAUCGGAGGCAACCUCACUCUCCAAAACAUCAACGGCAGCUACUAUGUCAACAGCGCCAAGAUCGUUACUCCCGAUAUCUUGUUCAGCGGCGGUGUCAUCCAGGUCAUCGACAGAGUCCUCAAUCCCAACAACACUGUCGCACACAACGCUACUGAGACUGCAUCGUCCUCAAGCACUUCUCAAGCCUUCGCUGGCGUCACCACUAAGGCAUCGGACGUACCUUUCACUUCUGGCCAGGCCACCCCCAGCACAACCAAUCCUGCUCAGAAGAGUGCUACCACUGGUGCUGCCAGCUCCACGGGUGCUGCCAAUGCCUUUGCGACCGGCGCUGUUGGCGGUGCUGCUCUAUUCGGUGCCAUCGGUGCCGCCUUUGCCAACUUCUAA
Aureobasidium vineae is the source of this 1194-nucleotide messenger RNA. Lineage: Eukaryota; Fungi; Ascomycota; Dothideomycetes; Dothideales; Saccotheciaceae. The record is from the annotation of a GenBank genome assembly.